Molecule: messenger RNA, 2594 nt
Organism: Nerophis lumbriciformis (worm pipefish)
Lineage: Eukaryota; Metazoa; Chordata; Actinopteri; Syngnathiformes; Syngnathidae
Gene: pou4f2
Product: POU class 4 homeobox 2
Biological process (GO): regulation of transcription by RNA polymerase II
Molecular function (GO): RNA polymerase II cis-regulatory region sequence-specific DNA binding; DNA-binding transcription factor activity, RNA polymerase II-specific
Source: RefSeq, a predicted model, not a curated record
GGGACGGUUUAACUGAUCGGUACCGGAGACGUUCCUCGUCCUUUGGACCCUGACACAGCUCCCUAAGCUGAGGAGCCACAACAAGAAGAAAAGAAGAAGAGGCGGAGUCGUCGUCAUCCCCAAAAUUUAAAAAAAAGGAGCACUCCGGGGCUCCACCGCGCGCAAACAUGAUGAUGAUGUCUCUGAGCAGCAAGCAGCCCUUCGCCGCCAUGGCCCACGCCAGCCUGGCCGAAGCCAAGUACUCGUCGCUGCACUCCUCGGCCUCCUCCUCCGCCUCGUCCACGAUGACCUCCUCGGUCUCCUCCUCCUCGUCCACGCCGUCCUCCUGCUCGUCUUCCCGCCACAGCGGCAGCAGCAUCAUCAGCACCAGCAGCUCGGAGGCGAUGAGGCGAGCCUGCCUGCCCACCCCGCCGAGCAAUAUAUUCGGCGGCUUGGACGAGAGUUUGCUGGCCCGGGCAGAAGCUCUCGCCGCGGUGGAUAUCGUCUCGCAGAGCAAGAACCACCACCACCACCACCACCACCCGCAGCCGCACCACAGCCCCUUCAAGCCGGACGCCACCUACCACACCAUGAACACGCUGCCGUGCACCUCCUCGUCGUCCUCCGCGUCCUCGGUGCCCAUAUCGCACCCCUCCGCCCUGGGCGGGCACGGCCACGGCCACGGGCACGGGCACGGGCACCAUCAUCACCACCACCACCACCACCACCACCAGCCGCACCAGGGGCUGGAGGGCGACCUGCUGGAGCACAUCACCCCGGGCCUGGCGCUGGGCGCCAUGGCCGGGCCGGACGGCUCGGUGGUGUCCACCCCGGCGCACAUGGCGGGCAUGAACCACAUGCACCAGGCGGCCCUCAACAUGGCGCACGCCCACGGCCUGUCCACGCACAUCGGCAUGAGCGACGUGGACGCCGACCCGCGGGACUUGGAGGCCUUCGCCGAGCGCUUCAAGCAGCGGCGCAUCAAGCUGGGGGUGACCCAGGCGGACGUGGGCUCGGCGCUGGCCAGCCUGAAGAUCCCCGGCGUGGGCUCGCUCAGCCAGAGCACCAUCUGCCGCUUCGAGUCGCUCACGCUGUCCCACAACAACAUGAUCGCCCUCAAGCCCAUCCUGCAGGCGUGGCUGGAGGAGGCCGAGAAGUCCCACCGGGAGAAGCUCAACAAGCCGGAGCUCUUCAACGGCGCGGAGAAGAAGCGCAAGCGCACCUCCAUCGCCGCGCCGGAGAAGCGCUCGCUGGAGGCCUACUUCGCCAUCCAGCCGCGGCCCUCCUCGGAGAAGAUCGCCGCCAUCGCCGAGAAGCUGGACCUGAAAAAGAACGUGGUCCGGGUCUGGUUUUGCAACCAGCGGCAGAAACAGAAACGCAUGAAGUACUCGGCGUGCGUUUGAACGCGCGCCCACGGACUCGGGGACGCUUUGUAUCAUAUCUUUCCUUUUUAAUAUUUCAACUAAAAAAAAUGCAGAAAAAAACCACCCUUUUUUUCCCCCCUAUUCGCCAUCAUCCGUGACUUUGUGAAUAAGAAGAGGGGGGAAAAACAAACAAAAAAGGGAGCCGUUGGAGUCUAACCUGCCAGCAAGUAAGGACCAUCCGCUUUCCGACAUUUGUUUAAAAAAACAACUUGAAAUUUUAUUUGUUUUUUGUUUUUUUUCCCAGCCAUGAUUAAUAAUUUCACAGGAGUUCAAAUAGAGCAGAAAAUAGCAACUGAGAGCACUUGGUUUAUUUAUGAGGGGACUUUUCAUUCAUGCUUAUUAAUGUGAGAGAUGUGAUAAUAACAAUUAUUAUUAUUAUGAUGAUGAUAAAUGACUGCCAACAUAUCUCUCUGUAAAAAUGCGUCAUUUUACACGCUCCAUUGUGUGUCCAAACGUGCAAUUUUGUUGGCGAGGUGGGUGUUUUAAAAAGAAAGAAAGAAAAAAAAAUGUCAUUUUUGUAUUUAUUUCGUUGAAAUGUUCUUAUUGCAAUACGUUUACAAUCCGGCGUGGGCCCGCAGCAUCUUAUGAACUAUUUAUUGAGUGAGGUCAUGUUUACUUCAUUACAUAUUUAUUGGGAUUCCCCCUCACCCCUCCUCCCCCUGAUUUUUUUUGUUUUGUUUUGCCUGAGAAAAAAAAAAAAAAAAAUCUAAUUGUGAAUCAUAAAAAUUCACACGAUUUUUUUUCCCUCUAGAGAUGUUACAAUCUACUCUGACCCCCCCCCCCCCCACACCCCCGCGCUAUCUAUUUGUAUAAAUAUUGAAAAAAAAAAAAGGAGUCGUUGCUUGUUCCAAUCACCUUGUUUAAUUAAGUCAUGUUAUUAUUGCGAUUUAUUUUCUAAUAUUCGUUAGAAAGCCAACAAUGUAAAUACGUCAUCGAUGCACAUAAAUAUAUUCGUACAGGUUUUUGCUGUAUUGCUGUUUUAGCUGAGGUCUUUCUGUAACGUAUGUUGCUUCUCUUUUCUUUUUCCUUGAUUUUUUCCCCCCUAAAAUAUAUUGGUUACGUUUUCAGAACGUUUAUCACACACCAUGUGUUUUUUGCUUCUUCUUUUUUUUUUUUUUUUUAUAAAAAAAAUAUUUAUUUAAACAAUUGAACUGCAAUGUGUUUCAUUAAAGAACAAACUUUACCAUUUAA